CGCAUGCUCUACGCUGACGCCGCACUGAACGCCAAAGGAGGUGUCCGGUUUGGCAUGCGACAUAUUCGUAAGGAGGAGCUGCCUGUCGUCAUUCAGGUACAGCUGCUGAUCGUGCCUAGACGUCCUGAAUCGCUUCCCGGAUGUGAACAAUGCACAGCAGACUACUCAUAUUAUGCGCUACAUCUUCCCUCGUCAAUUUGGCUUACACAACGUCUUUACCUCCAAGAUCGACCGCCGGGAAACCGCCAUGCCCUUCACAGAUUACACCCUGCGGGAGAAAGAAAUCAAUCAAUCGCUCGCUCGUGAAGCCCAGGGCAAGGAGAUAGACGACGAAAUGAUCUUGAAGCGGAAAUCUAGACUGCCAGCAAGGCUAAGAGGGGAGCCCUUCGGUUUGGUUGCACGAAUGCGCAAGCUCAACAAGAAAUGCUCAUAUGUAGAGCUGCUCCGGCACUACUGCCCAGUCGAGGUAUGUUCAUAAUAGACCCGCAUACGUCA
Molecule: messenger RNA, 495 nt
Organism: Westerdykella ornata
Lineage: Eukaryota; Fungi; Ascomycota; Dothideomycetes; Pleosporales; Sporormiaceae
Exons: 1
Coding region: 173-478 (101 amino acids)
Source: RefSeq, a predicted model, not a curated record